AUGAAAGUGAUAUUAGUUUUCUUGUUCUGUGUUGUUUGUGCACACGCUAGAGUGACGCCGGACUACUUCCCAUCAUGCAAGAGGAGUGAUCCCCAAAUUGAGAAAUGUGUCCUCAACGGCCUGGAGGCCAUGAGGCCUCGUCUGAAGGAAGGUAUACCUGAGGUGAACAUCCCUGCCUUGGACCCCUUCACCGUACCAACCCUGAAGCUCGACAGAACUGCUCCCAACUUGAGGCUGAAGGCUACUGUCAAGCAAGCGAAGGCAUACGGCGGCAGUGACUUCAAGAUUGAGAAACUGAAACUGAACCUGAACAACAAAUACGCUGGAGAGCUGAAGCUGACGCUGCCGAGGCUAAUGGUGGUCGCCAACUACGAUGUGAAGGGAUCCAGACUCCUCGCCCUCGACAUCAAUGGAAAGGGACGCCUGCGUGGAAACUUCACUGGCAUCACGGUGGUAGCGAAGGGUUUCGCGAAGCCCAUUGCUAAGGAUGGCGUGGAGUACUUGCAGGUCGACAAGAUUGUCUCCAAAGUCAGGAUCAACAACGCACAGAUUGCUAUCGAUGACACCGAGAGGCCGCUAGCUGCGGCUUCAGCAGUGUCAUUCUUCAACGCCAGUCCUAACGUGGUUCUGGACAUCCUCAACCCCCUGAUCGAGGAGACCACAGCUGCAGUCAUCAAGGCAUUCGUGAACAAAAUCCUGGGGAGUAUACCCAUCAGUGAAGUGUUGACAGAUGAUGUUUCUGCCGCCUAA
Spodoptera littoralis (African cotton leafworm) is the source of this 750-nucleotide messenger RNA. NCBI's taxonomy places the organism in Eukaryota, Metazoa, Arthropoda, Insecta, Lepidoptera, Noctuidae. The record is from the annotation of a GenBank genome assembly.